AUGGCGAGACGUAAGAGAGUCCACCAGAAGCCUGCUACGAUUGACAAGGGUAGGGAAAAGUUAGGGUCUGAGGAAGUGGGUGGGGAAUCGCUGGCAGUUGAUGAUGCAGAACCUUCAACUGAGAUGGAGGACAUUUUUAAAGACACUAUGGCUGACUUCCCAGAGAUUGGAGGUUCGUUGAAAGGGGAUCUUAACAUGGAUAGGGCGAGCGUUUCUCCGUCUGGUUUGAAAUGGAGUGAGCAAGAAGAUUACAACAACGAUUUUCUAAAUCAAGCCAAGGAUAAGUGGUCAUCAUUUAAAGAUUUGCUGCCGAACCAAGGAGGUGCUCGACUGCAAUUUGAGGAGCCAUUAAUCCAAGAUGGCCAUAGGAUUGCUCAAGUGGAUUUGGAAGAAAUUGUUGUUGAAGCUUCUAUCUGGAAUUCAGCUGUAGUAUGUAUGGUUUUAGGAGCUAAUCCCCAUUUUGCAGUCUUUGAAGGAUUCAUAAAGAGAAUGUGGGGAAAACUGGGUAUCGAGAGGAUUGCGAGAUUAAAUGCAGGCCAUACUCUGGUUAAAUUCAGAGAUGAAGCUACUAGAGACUUGGUGUUAGAAAAUGGGGUUUUGCAUUUUGACAGAAAACCUGUCAUUGUGAGACCAUGGACCACUGAAUUAGAUCAUAUGAGGUUAGUUAAAUCGGUACCGGUGUGGGUGAGACUACCUGGAUUGGGGUUACAGUAUUGGGGUACCAAGUGUUUGAGUGCUUUAGUUAGCACUCUUGGGAAACCAAUUCUUGUAGAUAAGGUUACAAAGGAUAGAUCUAUGAUGCAAUUUGCAAGGGUUUUAGUGGAGAUUGACAUAGCUGAUGAGGUCCCAAAUUCUAUUUAG
This is a messenger RNA of Humulus lupulus (European hop), 861 nucleotides long. RefSeq lists its product as uncharacterized. The transcript has a single exon. Lineage: Eukaryota; Viridiplantae; Streptophyta; Magnoliopsida; Rosales; Cannabaceae. The record is from RefSeq and is a predicted model, not a curated record. The coding region runs from base 1 to 861 and encodes 286 amino acids.